Naegleria lovaniensis is the source of this 750-nucleotide messenger RNA. RefSeq lists its product as uncharacterized. The record is from RefSeq and is a predicted model, not a curated record. The transcript has a single exon. Bases 1 to 750 code for a protein of 249 amino acids. NCBI's taxonomy places the organism in Eukaryota, Heterolobosea, Eutetramitea, Acrasida, Naegleriidae. Gene Ontology annotation, biological process: microtubule-based movement.
AUGCAAAGAACGUUAGGUAAUGCAACUAUGGGAUUACACGCUCUUCCUCUAGCACAGCAUGGCAAUUUAGAAAAAGUUCAACAUGAUUUAGGGGUCACUGGAUUGGUCAUUGAUUGUGGUUACAGCGAAUGUCGAGUGGUUCCUGUUCUCUUUGGAAGCAUUCUUUCAAUGUGUGUUGAAAUUCUACCUAUUGGAUCCAAGCAUGUGUUGCGAAAUUUGAAGGAAUUGCUAUGUGGCGACGUGGCGUCAAGCACAAACAUCGACAACCACCAAGAACAUUUAAUGCUUGAGGAUGUUUUAUCACGAUUGUGUUUUUGUAGUUACCCUUCCGCAGAUAAUAACGAUAGCAACUCUCAGACAAUCAUAUACAAGUAUUCGGUAGGGUCAGUAGAAAUUCCUGUUACGCACAAGACUCGCACUAAGAGUUGUGAGUUCAUCUUUGAGCCACUAACAAGAGCCAUCAUUGAAUGUGUAAAACGGCUCGAAACUGAGGCAAGAGGACAAGUACUACGAAAUGUAAUCGUUUGUGGGGGCCUUUCUGAAUUGAAUGGAUUCAAACAACGGCUUAUUGCUGUUUUAAACAAACAUGUAUUAGCGCAAGAUUUUGGUAGCAACAAAAAUUGGCUUAAACACAUGGGAAUUAACACGUUCAAUCCCACUCGAUCCUCACUGCUGAAUUGGUAUGGAGCUAGUAUUGCCUUUUCACAUUACAGUUACGCUCAGAGCAAGACAAUUAAGCAUGACCAGUGA